Blepharisma stoltei is the source of this 996-nucleotide messenger RNA. The record is from the annotation of a GenBank genome assembly. NCBI's taxonomy places the organism in Eukaryota, Ciliophora, Heterotrichea, Heterotrichida, Blepharismidae.
AUGUCCAAAGAACAAAAAAUAGAGGAUGAGAUUUUUUCGAAAGAAGAUUUCCCUAAAAUGUAUUUGACGUCCCCAAUUGUUGAUGCUUUUAGACCUGAAUUAGAAAAGCUUUAUCAGAAGAAAAGAUCAAAUAAGAACUUUGAAGGGAAGUCAAUGAAUUUUUUUACACAAAAGUUUAUGAGAUUAUAUUUUUAUCAAGGUUUAGACCAGCCAGAUAGACUUCUAGUACAUAUAGCUUUUUGCCUUGAGUGGCGCGGUACGGGCGCCACUUCGGCAAGCUCCUUCUUCCAGUUGGCCGAGCCAACUCAGGUUGGUUCGACCAACUGGAGAGAAUUGACAAGUGAGGCCUUUUGGGGAGACUUGUCAAUUCUAGUUGGCCGAACCAACCUGAGUUGGCUCGGCCAACUGGAAGAAGGAGCUUGCCGAAGUGGCGCCCGUACCGCGCCACUCAAGGCAAAAAAGUAUACUGAGCUAUUGGAGUUCAAAAAUAAGCAAUUUCAUACAGUUGCAGCCUCAGUUUCAGCUGUGAUUAUCACUUAUAUCACCCUAGGAACUACCGUCAGAUAUUCCAGAUUUUCUGCACUCAGAUGAGCUGCAUCUUUAGGGGUUGGCUACUUGGUAUGGCGUUCCUUCAAAACUCACGCAUUAAAUAAAAUUGAAAAAGGUACUGGGCAUCUCUAUGAAAAGUACUCACUCCCACUUUAAAUUGGAAUAGAUCAUAGGUGCUUUAACUCUCUAUGAAUUGGAGCAUAUUUUUUUAAAUAGAUUUUAUAGGUAAAAAGGUUAAUUUUUAUAAAAUUAAUCUUAAUCUGAUUAAACGGAAAAGUUCAAUUAGAAUAUUAUUUAAACUGAAAUCACGAUUGAAUCGAUAACUUUAUUGAAUUAAUUCUUAUGAAAAACAGUUUAAAAUUUAUAUUUUAAAAAAAAAGAAUUAACAACCUUUAAAUUGGAACAGGAAAUUUUGUUCCAAUUAAAGAGGGAGAGUUAAUAAAAUAG